Messenger RNA from Bactrocera oleae (olive fruit fly), 4961 nucleotides. RefSeq names its product regulatory transcription factor Rfx (gene Rfx). Gene Ontology annotation, biological process: regulation of transcription by RNA polymerase II. NCBI's taxonomy places the organism in Eukaryota, Metazoa, Arthropoda, Insecta, Diptera, Tephritidae. The record is from RefSeq and is a predicted model, not a curated record. Gene Ontology annotation, molecular function: RNA polymerase II cis-regulatory region sequence-specific DNA binding; DNA-binding transcription factor activity, RNA polymerase II-specific.
GUUCCAAUUAAUUUUCAAUAGUCAGCUGACAAUAAAAAACAACUUUAAUAACUUUAAAUAGCAUUCGGCUAAACGCAAAUUAUUGCAGCGUUGUCAAGGAAACAAGAAAAACAACAUUGAACCAACACAAAAAUUAAAGUCGAAACCUCAAUUUUCCUUCCGGUGCAGUAAUCGCCAAAAAGGAUUCAUUUUAUUCUGGCCAAAUCUGUGGACUUCUCUCCGGAUGCCGCACACCGCAAGCGGCACCACGCCUUCGACCAACAGAUUAAAAUCUUACUCUUACAAGUGAACAUACAUAUACUUUCGCACAACACGGCCUUAAAAUACGCCUUAUAGCAUUUUCGAAACAUAAAAAUAUUUCAUUGCUCUAUUGGAUGCUUUGGUCAUGUAGAAGUAAAAGAUGUUGUUAUUAAAUGACGAAUCGGGCGUAUGAAAUAUUAACAAGCAGGAUGUAAUCUUCAAAGAGAAACUACCAAAUAAUUUGAACAAACAGUUGCCUUCAUUUAUGUAAACUAAGAUCUAGUCAAGAGUAUUUUAGCACAAAACCACAAAAUAGAGCUCAAAAACACAGCACCUAAAAUAAUUUAUAUACACACAACAACUUUAUACACACUAUACAUAUAGUACGAAACGAAAUUAGUAAUAAAGAGUAGAAAAUAAUUAACCAGAAACUAAGAGCAAACAUUGAAAACGAACACGAGUGCGUGUUGUUAACAGAUAUUAUGACCACACGACUUGCAACACAACGAAACUUUAUACUCUCAACAACUGCGAAUGUGGCGCCAAAUGUUGUCGAUGCCACUGCAGCCACAUCCGGCGUCAACGCGACCGUAGACGAUGUCAAUGUUGCAACCGUGAACGUAUUGUCAACACGUGAUAUCAAACAUGAGGAGAUUUCCACCGAAAUCGCAAAUGCUUGCUCAUCCUCAUCGAAUGUCGAGCACUUUGAAUACAUCGAUGCGACGGUGGACGUUGUGGCCACAGCCAAUAUGGAGGAUGUCAUCACACAACAAAACAAACUGGUGGGCAAUGAACAGAAUGAAGCCGUGGCUCUUAUCAGCGUUGUGGUGCCGAUGGAUGCCUCCGAUUCCACUGGCAGUGAGACACAUGUCAAUAUGUCCGAUUUAAGUGCAAUUAAAGAUAACACUGACUUGUCACAACAUGUGGCCAACGGGCAAGUAACCCUAGUGCAGGCGCAGACAGCGGACGGUGAUGAAGGCACACCACAAUACAUUACCGUUACAGUUUCUGCGCAGGAUGCUGGCCAGAACUAUCAAGUGCAAUAUGUAGAUACAGAGUUGUAUCAUGGCAAUUCCAGCCAAGCCCAAAUGACGUAUCCCUUUUGCCCGGUUGGCGAUUAUCAAACGAAUGGUCAAACUUACUACUCCACGGCGGCAGGCAGCAAUUACGCAACCGCAUCAGUUGCGAAUGCGCCCGGCACACACGCUUCCUCGUUGCCGUACCUGGUGCCGGUGGAGGAGGGAUUAUUGCUGAACACUUCGUCGCAAUCGCAUAGUCGAGACUCGCCGCAGAGUUUAACGGAAGUGGCUUACAUUCAAGAGGCGCAGAGUACACCGCAAACGCCCACAUCUACAACAACAACGAACUCUGUAAGUGGCGGUAGCAUCGGCACUGGCGGCGGAGGCGCAUCGCCAGACAGCGAACAAAAUGGCCUCGGCACCUCCAACAAAGUAGCUUCAGCCACGAUCAAGUGGUUGUCACGCAACUACGAGACGGCCGAUGGCGUCAGUCUACCCCGUUCCACGCUGUACAACCACUACAUACAGCACUGCAAUGAGAACAAAUUGGAGCCGGUGAAUGCCGCCAGUUUCGGCAAACUAAUUCGUUCGGUGUUCUCUGGCUUGCGUACACGUCGCUUGGGCACACGCGGCAAUUCCAAAUAUCACUACUAUGGCAUACGCAUCAAACCGGACUCGCUACUAAAUCACAUGAUGGACGAAAAGCCGACAUAUUCAACACAUUCCGGCAAUGGUGUGUCGACCGGCAUUGGGCAUUCCACGGCCAGCGGCGGUGCAGUGUCAACUAGUGGAGUUGGCGGCGGCAGCGGCAGUGGCAAUAUGCCGAAUAAUGGCAAUCGCAAUUUGAAGAAGUUGAGCUUCAAGCCAGAAUCCUACGAAACUUGUGCACAGUAUUUGGGCGAUGGCGCUGGCGCGAUUCCGUCAUUUCCCGCCAUCGAAUUGGAUCACACCUACAAUAGUGAGCUCUCGCAUGAGGAUGUGGAGACUUUUCGCGCCAUGUACCGCGAGCACUGCGAGUCUUUUUUGGAUGCUGUGCUGAAUCUGGAGUUCAGUACCAUUGAAUAUUUGUGGCGUGACUUUUGGCGUGCCAACGACAACAACAAUUUAGAAGAAUGCGAAGAGGAGAAAUAUCUGAGCAAGACGAAACUAUAUCUGCUAUGCCAUUGCGCAGAAGUACAAAAUUUUAUCAAAGAGGUUGACUAUCAAUUUUACCAAAAUAUGGUCGAUGUUAUCAUUCCCGAUGUUCUACGCUCCAUACCGAAUGCUCUUACACAAGCCAUUCGUAAUUUCGCUAAAAAUCUGGAACUUUGGUUGUGCGAAUCCAUGGUCGGCGUGCCCGAUCGCUUGGUACAAAUCAAAUCGGCAGCGGUGUCGGCAUUUUGUCAAACUCUGCGACGCUACACGUCGCUCAAUCAUUUGGCGCAAGCAGCGCGUGCCGUACUCCAGAAUAGUUCGCAAAUAACACAAAUGCUGAACGACUUAAAUCGUGUGGACUUCCAUAAUGUUCAAGAACAAGCAGCUUGGGUAUGCCAGUGUGAGCCGGCAGUAGUGCAACGUUUGGAGAAUGAUUUCAAGUCGGCAUUGCAGCAACAAAGCUCUUUGGAACAAUGGGCCUCUUGGCUGCAGCUGGUCGUUGAUUCUGCCUUACAGGAAUAUCGUGGCAAACCCAGCUACGCCAAGGCCGCACGCCAAUUCCUACUCAAGUGGAGCUUUUACAGCUCCAUGGUUAUACGUGACCUGACACUACGAUCCGCUUCCAGUUUCGGUAGUUUUCAUUUGAUACGUUUACUCUACGAUGAGUAUAUGUUUUAUCUGGUCGAACACAAAAUAGCUGAGGCUCAACAAAAGACCGCCAUUGCGGUUAUCUGCGAUCGCAUGCACAAGGAUAUUGACUUUGAGUUUGACUACCAGUUGGAGUUUAUCAGCGAGAGCCAUGAACAGCAGCAGCAACAACAACAUAACUCAGUGAACAUCAACACUACUUCCUCUGUCGGCAAUCCGGCGAAGCGUCUAAAACACGAAUGAGUAAGUGCCGUGGUAGAACUGCAGAGCGUACACCGAACGACACCCAGCAGUAUUCAAUGUAACGAUGUUGGCGUGCUGCAGGCAAAGUUUGCCGAGUAUCUUUGCUUGUUGGCAUCCUUAUAGUGGUAGUAGUAGUAGUUGUAGUCCAUAAAAGGUAGCCAUAGCCAUAGCUGCAAGAAACGCCAUUGAAGCACCAAAUAUAUAUAUAUAUGUAAGAAUGUAAUAAUAUAUAUGCAUGUGCGUGUGCGAGAACUCGCAUUAUAUGUUUUAGCAAAGGAAUAGAUUUCCAAGCAUUUAAACAUUUAAAUAAUACAGAAAUUUAAGAAACUAAAAUUUCAAAGAUUUAAUUUUUAGGUUUUUAACGCAUAUUUUUUUUUUUUUUUUGUUUGAAUAGAAGGCAAGUAAUUUGUAAUUGCCACCAAAUAGUGUUAAGCCGUCCAUAUAAAAAAAAAAGCCGAACACCCCAGUUUUGCACCUCUAGCGUGUGUGCUUGUGGGUGUUUAUUGAUUGUAAAGUUGUUUUUCAUGAAUUGGUACAAUACAAUACGUAAAAAUAUACUAUGAAAAUAAUUAUCAUGUUUAGGUGUCAUAUACAUAAUAUAUGUAUGCUUGUAUGUAUAGUUGUUGCUUUUUAUGCCUAUACAUAUAUAUAUUAUAUAUAUAUAUAUAUAUGUUUGUAUGUAUGUAUAAAAUAUCAUCUAAUGUCAGUUUUGUAAGGUUUCACAAAGUAUGUACGCCAUUGUUUCACGGAGAAAAAUGAAAAUUUCACCACUCGGAAUCUCUCCCACUCCAAAAAUAAUAUUCCUAGAAAGCAGAAGCGAACUGACAUCUUAAAUUAAUUACACGCUUUUGCUUGUAAGCGCUUAUUUACGUUGUGGAAUAAAGGACACAACGUAGAAUGAAUGCAAUGAGAUAACUGAAAUAACUGUUAAUUUUUUUUUUGUUUUUGUAUACAAACUGUAAUUAAUCAAAAAUUGUAAUCACUUUUUUUUUUAGGUUUUUAAUUUCUUCUAACUUUUCCGUCAACCAUUUGCACACUUUAAAAAUUUGCAGGUACAGCUAAGUAAUACAAAAUAUAUUCUAAAAUCCCAAUAAGAAGGAAUAUAUUCAAUUUCGCUCCCACUUUCGAAGAUUUUGGAUCAAAUUGCGUAAAAAAUUAUAAAUACAGUAAGGCUUUAUUAUUUUGUAUAUAUUUUAACUUUAAAUUUUAAGUUUUAUUUUACAAUUAGUAUCCAUAUUUGAGUAUCCCAGUAUGUACCCCGAACGUCAAUAUAGUUCGUAGAACUUUCUAAAUAAAUUUUUGAAAACUAAAUCUUUGCAAGAAGUUCAGCUAGUUCAGCUAGCCAUCAAAUUUAGUUUAUUUGCAAAUUGUAGGAUAUAUAGAAAAAUCAGAACAUUUUUAAUUUUUUUUUCAUUUUGAAAUUUUGUUAUUAAGUCAAGCUUCUUAUUUUCGAGAUAUUUCUCCAACCAAAUUAAAAAAAAUUAUAUUAUAUAUAGAAGAUAUGCGUAUAAAAAUGCAUAUCCAAUUGACCAUUAAUUCGGAGCCCAUGCAUGAAAAGCUGCUCUGAAAUUUUUUAUUUUUUUUUUUUAUUAUUAUUUAAAAUAUGAAUUUUGCCCCGAACAUUGAGUAUUAAGUUCGUCACGAAGUUUGUAACACCCAUAGUGAAACGUCGGACAC